Hylaeus anthracinus is the source of this 1222-nucleotide messenger RNA. RefSeq names its product DNA-directed RNA polymerase III subunit RPC8 (gene Polr3H). Gene Ontology annotation, molecular function: DNA binding; DNA-directed RNA polymerase activity. The coding region runs from base 179 to 793 and encodes 204 amino acids. Gene Ontology annotation, cellular component: RNA polymerase III complex. The record is from RefSeq and is a predicted model, not a curated record. Gene Ontology annotation, biological process: DNA-templated transcription; transcription initiation at RNA polymerase III promoter. The transcript is spliced from 6 exons. Lineage: Eukaryota; Metazoa; Arthropoda; Insecta; Hymenoptera; Colletidae.
CAAAAAUAGCAUCCGUGAAAUCUAUCGCUACUUUUCGUUUGAGACAAUAUCUUAAAGCACGUGCAUUUGAGGUUAUGUUGACAUAAUUGUGAUUUUCUUCCUUGAUUAUGGCAUGGAGGUUCGUGUUUCUUAAGAAAGACGUACAAAUAGAAUCGGUCUACGAGGUUAUAUCGCCAAAAUGUUUGUUCUCGCGGAAUUGAAAGAUACGGUCAGAAUUCCGCCGUGGGAAUUCAAACGGAAAUUGAACGAUGCGAUUACCGAUGAACUUAACAGGAAACUCGCCAAUAAGGUGUAUCUGAACGUAGGACUUUGCAUCGCUCUCCACGACAUCACAAAAAUUGAGGAAUCUUACAUAUUUCCUGGCGAUGGAGCGUCGCACACUAAAGUAAUAUUUCAAUUUAUCGUGUUUCGUCCGUUUAUGGAAGAAAUUUUAAUUGGAAAAAUACGAAGCUGUAGCGUCGACGGUGUCCAUGUAACGUUAGGAUUUUUCGAGGAUAUCGUAAUUCCACCUAACAAGUUACAGCAUCCAUCUAGGUUUGAUCAAAUGGAACAAGCAUGGGUUUGGGAGUACGAUACAGGGGAUGGUGAGAAGCAUGACCUAUUUAUGGAUGCAGGAGAAAUUAUACGAUUCAGGGUAGUGAGCGAAACUUUCACAGAAGCAUUGCCUACAGGACCAAAUGUGUCUGGGGAGUCUGUCGAGCAAUCCGAUGCUAAAAAUAUAUCUCCUUAUACCUUAGGGGGUGCCAUCGACGAACCAGGUCUUGGGUUACUUACGUGGUGGGAAAAUACCUAAGAGUACAGAAAUAAAUUUGGAUCAAUAAAUUUUUAUUUCACAGCACAUUCCAUCAUUUUAUCACGUUUUAAAGUUACAUCCGUGACUCGCGUCACCCGCGACUCGAUUUCAGAUAGAAUUUUGACUGUGCGGAUAUAUUUAUAUUUAGUUCGCAUUGGUAACAGAAUUAUUAAUUAUUAUUUGUACAAUAUAUACAAAGACGUUAUGUGCUAAACAUGUGGUAACACGCAAAAAUAAUUUCAGUUCGGUAAAGGUCGAGGUCGUGUUAAAUGUUACACAUAAAUCGUUCGGUAGUACGAGUCUCAACAUAAAAGAUGUUGCACCAGUCGUUCGUACCGCAACGGUGCCAUAGAACUUUUUCAUAUCGUACGUGCUGAUGGAGCAUAGUGUGACACAUUCGUUUUUUUUUUUUUUUUUUUUUUUUUUUUU